Ictalurus furcatus (blue catfish) is the source of this 6603-nucleotide messenger RNA. RefSeq names its product protocadherin alpha-C2. The transcript has 4 exons. Gene Ontology annotation, cellular component: plasma membrane. The record is from RefSeq and is a predicted model, not a curated record. The coding region runs from base 1352 to 4315 and encodes 987 amino acids. Lineage: Eukaryota; Metazoa; Chordata; Actinopteri; Siluriformes; Ictaluridae. Gene Ontology annotation, molecular function: calcium ion binding. Gene Ontology annotation, biological process: homophilic cell-cell adhesion.
CGUUGAGGAACUAGCAAGGUGUUUAACAAUUUAUAGGCACUUCAUUGCCACAAUAUGAGCCUGAUGGAAAAUAAUGCAAUGCAUAUGCAAUAGAGCGGUUAUGGGUGACACUGUGAAAGAUUUGGGGCUGGACGUUGCAAAGCUGUCUUUUUGUCAGCAAAAGUUGUGAUAAUUGACAUGUUCAUCAGUGCUUGCGCUGCACAUCACUGGUAAAAGUUUCCUAACUUGUAUGGACUACAUGCAACGUGUGUCAUAUUUCCGGAUCUGAAGUGGCCACUGCCUGCUACCACACCCCCAUUUUUACCGACUCAUUAUAAAAUAGUUAUAUUAUUUUAAUAGUAUCAAAAGUUUAAUAGUAACUUUUGAGUUUAUCAUUGGAGUUGUGGUUGCUCCGCAAAAUGUUCCAUUUUUCGGUUUUCACAAUAUUGACGAAUUCUUUUUUUAAUCACCUAUGCAGUUAGGGGAAGAAAAAAAAACAUUUCUUGUGUUGAAGCAGCUCCCAAAGAAAUUAUUAUUACGUUAUAUUAAUCAAAAAGUAAUUUUAAAAAGCUGUCACUGGAACUUUCACUACAUUAAUUUAAAGUAUUCAUAUUGUAGAGGGAGUAGUCGAUUUUAUUCUUGUAUUUCCAUUAUUAUCUGAAUAAUAAAACUUGUGAGAAUUCAGAGUUUUCGGCAGGGUUGGGGGUUUUCAAAAAUACAAAGAAAGAUGCGAUUUAUAAAUAAUGUGAUUAAGAAAAUGUGAUUAAAAAAGAUUUCUGCCAGGGCGUGAUCAAGACUCGCAUGUUAAGUGUUAUUGAAGGAAAAGCAGUUAAUGCGUUAGUGUGCUUAUGAUAGAGUAAAAACGCAAACGUAUUGCCUUUACACACAUUAAAGUCAGGUUUCCACGUAGAUUGAAUUAUUUGAAGGAAAGCCUGCUUUAUUUGCGAGGUCUUUGAGCGCUGCUGUGUUGCACGUUUUGAAAAAGCAUGGAAGCAUAGAAAUAAGGUGUAAUCAUAAGUAGAAGAGAAAAGGGGAGGGGUGGUGUGGGCGUGCGUGUGUGUGAGAAAGAGAGAGAGAGAGAGAGAGAGCACCAGCGGCAGGGAAACACACCCGUUAACGGCGCGCGAAGGCAAAAAAAAAAAAGGAAAAGAAAAAACAAAGAAGAAAAAAAGGCGAGCGAGAGCGCGGACAAAGAAAACAUGGACGCAGCCACUCAGUAUAUCCGUGCACAUCUACAACUGAAUUUGCUACCAAACCGUCGAGUACAAGAAAUGGAGAACAAUUAGGCCAAAUUAAUGCCGUGGUGGGAAGCGAGUCAUUGCUGCAAAGAGAGCUGUUUUUUUAAUCCGUCUGAGGAUUCCGGGAGCUUGCGAUGGCUGUUGCAGGGAGAUGUUGCAGCUGUGGGGAAAAUGUGCCUCUUCUGUCAUUUUUGACAUUUUUGCUCUGUUGUGGCCUUGCACUUGGACAAAUACGCUAUUCAUUUCAAGAGGAAUCUGACAAAGGAACGGUCGUGGGUGACAUUGCGCAAGAUUUGGGGCUGGACGUUGCAAAGCUCUCGGCUCGGAGUAUCAGGGUAACGGCCGAUGGAGGAAAACGGUAUGUGGACGUGAAUCCGAAAAACGGAAAACUGUUCGUAAACGAACGAAUCGACCGAGAGGCGCUGUGUGACAGGACCGGCGGGUGCGUUUUAAAUUUCGAUUUGCUUCUCGAGAACCCAUCCGAGGUACACAGCAUCGAGGUGGAGGUGGUCGACGCGAACGACAACGCGCCGCAAUUCCCGAGAGAUGAGUACCAGUUGGAAAUAACGGAGUCGGCGUCGCCCACUUCUCGUUUUCCUGUCGAGCACGCGCUGGAUCCUGAUGUCGGGACCAACUCGGUCCGAUUUUACCGGCUCGGGCCAAACGAGCAUUUUGCGCUCGAUUCCAACAAACCGUCGCCCAACAGCAAGCACGUCGAGCUCGUGCUAAAAAAGCCUCUGGACCGCGAGCAGACGCCGUAUCAUCAGUUGAUUCUGACAGCGUCUGACGGCGGCACACCAGCGCUGACAGGUACGGCGAAAAUUAAUGUGCGCGUCUUAGACUCGAAUGACAACAAUCCAGUGUUCGACAGCUCCGUGUACAAAGUGAAACUGCUGGAAAAUUCACCGAAAGACACACUCGUUAUUAAAUUAAACGCCACGGAUCAGGAUGAGGGCACAAACGGCGAGGUGUUCUAUUCGUUUAGCAGUUACACUCCGGAAAGGGUCAGGCAGGUGUUCAGCAUGGACACCAACACUGGAGAAAUCCGAGUCCGGAGCAAUGUGGACUAUGAGGAUACCAACUCGUAUGAGAUGUACAUUCAGGCCAUGGACAAAGGACCGGCUGCAGUUGCGGCCCACUGCAAAGUGGUGGUUGAGGUGGUGGAUGUGAAUGAUAAUGUUCCAGAGAUUGUUCUCUCAUCCUUGUCCAGCCCGGUGCGUGAGGAUGCCCGUGCUGACACCGUUGUGGCCUUGAUCAGUGUCACAGACCGGGACUCUGGCCCAAAUAAGCAAGUGACGCUGGAGAUCCCACUUGGCCUUCCUUUCAAAAUCAAGUCCUUCCGGAACUACUACACAUUAGUAACCUCUGCCUUCUUGGACCGUGAGACCACAGCAGCCUAUAACGUGACCCUCAGUGCCACAGACGGUGGCACACCUCCACUCUCCUCCCGGAAAACCAUUCAGGUGGAUGUGGCAGAUGUUAAUGACAAUCCACCACGGUUUGAACAGACCUCUUACACUGUGUAUGUUAUGGAGAACAACGCACCUGGAGCCUCUCUUUGCACUGUCAAAGCUCUUGACUCAGAUGUCAAUGAGAACGCCCGCAUCACCUACACUGUUCUGAAUGACAACAACCAUGGCAUUCCUGUCACUUCCUACGUUUCCAUCAAGCCAGACACAGGUGUGGCUUAUGCUCUCCGUUCCUUUGAUUAUGAGUCACUAAGGGAGUUUCACUUUCAGGUAAAAGCACAGGAUGGGGGCAUUCCACCCCUCAGCCGUGUGGCCACUGUAUAUAUCUAUGUAAUGGACCAAAAUGACCACCCUCCAGAGAUUGUGAACCCUCCAGCCAAUGGGACACGUUCUACAGAGACAGUGUUGAAGAACAUUGAAGCAGGUGCUCUGGUCACCAAGGUGGUAGCAUAUGAUGCAGAUGCUGGACAGAAUGCUUGGCUUAUUUAUGUUUUGGAUCAGUCUACUGAUCUGGAGCUGUUCAAAGUGCAUGAGCACACGGGGGAGAUCCGUACAACACGCAGAGUCCUGGAAGACAACUCGACCUCGUUCAGUCUCAUUGUGCUGGUGAAAGACCAUGGAGAUCCCCCACUCUCCUCUACUGCCACCAUCAACAUUGCUGUCAUGGAAGUCCCACCUAAAGUCACCCCUGACCCCAAGAGGAUAAUGCGCCCUCACAGCACACCUCUCUUUUCUAAUGUAACACUCUACCUAAUUGUAGCACUCAGUGCCACAACUUUCGUGUUUCUGGUCACAGUGGUGGUAUUGGCCAUAGUGCGGUGUCAUGCCUAUUGUACCCAACCUGGCUCAUGUUCACCCUGCUGUGUGUCUCAGAAGGGCACACAAGAUGGUGGGUCUGGAGGAGGUGCAGGUGGAGGGUCUCAAGGCAACAACAACGUGGUCCUCCGCCGAGAUCUCAAAGUCGAACCUCACUAUAUUGAGGUUCGCGGAAAUGGCUCUCUGACUAAGACCUACUGUUACAAAACCUGCUUGACUGCCACAUCAGGCAGUGACACGUUCAUGUUCUACAACACGGGCCGGCCCAUCAGUGGUACCUGGGGUUCAGAGCGCUUCUUCACAAGUGGCAGUGGCUUUGUGCGCAGGCUCAGCAUGCCAGAUGCAGCAGUACAGCCCAAGGGACCGAAUGCUGACUGGCGGUACUCUGCAUCUUUGAGGGCAGGAGUGCAGAGCUCUGUUCACAUGGAGGAGGCCUCAGCUGUGAUGCAGGGAGCACAAGGUGUGCUGGUGCAGAAUUGGCCUACAGUGUCCAGUGCUGCAGAUGGAGAGGCUGAAGGACAGCUCUCUCCUCCUGUCGGAGCUGGGAUCAACAGUAAUAGCUGGAGCUUCCGUUAUGGUGCUGGACCAGGCUACGGUCCUCCACAGGCCCUGAAGCCAGGCGAGAUCCCUCCUGAAGCCUUCAUCAUUCCUGGCUCGCCUGCUAUCAUCUCCAUCCGGCAAGACCCAGGAGCCAUGGAUGACAAGGGGGACUUUAUUAGCUUUGGCAAGAAAGAGGAUCCCAAGAAGAAGAAAAAGAAGAAGAAGGAGAAAAAGGACAAAAAGGAAAAGGGCAAAGAUGAUGGCGAGGAGUAAAGGAGAAUUUGGUUGUUUCAAAAACAAUCUACCUAGUGAACUCACAGAAAUGAAAAAUCAAGAAAAAUCGGAAAAGUAAUACAGCAUAGAGCGGAGAGUCCUUUAAUUGCAGCUCUCAAUGUGGGGAUAUUGAUUUGCCAGCCCCGCCCAGUGCUGAUCAUUCUCUCUUCUCUUUGUACCCAACCUCAAAUGGCUCCAAUCUUUAAACCAUGACGGCUCCCAGUAGGCAAUAAAUUGGCUAUUUCACUACUCAGUGUGUCCAGGAAGUUUUCACUCCUUGUGUUUCUAUGAGGUAGUUAUAAAUCUAACGACAAUACAUUAUAGCAUUUAUUCCAAAUAUAUCCAUAAAUUGCAUAUAUCUGUAAGUCUAAUAUAUAUGAGUGGAGUCUUUUUCUGAUUCUAGACAUCCUCCCGACUCCAUUACUAUGCCAGGAAUUUGUACCGUAAACAACAAAAAAGUGAAUGAAAUAUGAUCUGGGCAGCAUUAUGUGUAUGUGUGUGAUGCGGAGGAGAACCAUUCAGGGGUAGUACAAUAGUCAUGUUUAAACUGAAUAAUUUCAGGGUUUGUGCUCACAGAGCCCCCUGCUGCCUUUGAGUGGCACACUAAUGCUGAAUCCUCAUGUGUGCUCUACUACUUGCAAAAAAAACCCCUCCAAAACCGACAUUUAAAUUCUUCUUCGCUUGAAAGUAUAUUUCUAAACACACACACUUGCUCCAUAUGUUGAAUUCAUGGUCAGAUCUAGUAGUAAAGUAGAAUCCACUGUCCAAUAAGUCCGAUAUUAAUAGACCAUAUUAAGGCCGUUGUAGGAGCACAGCCUCUUAUGUCAUAUACGCAGGAAUGUUGCUUGUUGCUUCAUUUCAAAGUAGGCCUGUUAAACUUUCACCUCUGCUGUGACUCACCCCUCAGUAUGCCAGACCUUUGGCUUUCAGUGCUUGUAAGUUUUGCUCACACUCUUUAGGUCCUCCUCCAUGUUUACAGCCGUGCACAAACAGAACUGCCCUCUUGUGGCCGUGAUGUGGGACUGAAUAACGGAGAUAAACCCACUCCUUGACUUGUAACCUCUACACUCAGAUCAAGCCUCAGCACUGUUACUGGAACUUUCUAUCCUUCCCCAGGGAGCAUACGUACACGAGCCACUUCCAUCCAAGUAAAGCAAUUGCUCAAGCAGCAGUGAAAAGUGUUCUGACUUGUUCUUUUGAGGAGGUGGUGUAGACAUAAAUAUUCAAUUUUGAGGAGUGUGGUUUGGUAUACAGAGAUGUACAGACAGCUGAAUAUGGUAAUAAACCAAGCCGAGCUGCAUGAUAGCACUGGAGACCUCAGCAGAAGGUUUCAUGUCUGUGAUUUCUUUUUUUUCCUUUCUUGAGGGAUUCCUGAUCCCUCUACUUUAAUUUUUUUCCAAAAUGUUACUUUAAUUUGUCUUGGCAGUAGGGCUAUUGAUCAAGGUAUAGGAUGGAUGUUAGUGCUGCUAUAAUCGAUAACACACACACACACACACGUGCACACACACACACACACACACACACACACACACACACACACACACACACAGUACAGCCUUCUUCAGGUGUGGUUUAGUGCUGUCAGAUCACUAAGUGACUGCUUGCAUGUGUGAUACACAGAUUAAAUAAACGAUUAUAUAGAUAUAGAUAUAUAUAGAUAUGCUUUUCAUAUUUAUUUUUAACCAUUCCUCUUGUAAUUAGAGACAUGCAUCGUCUCUAAUGAAACACGUAGACAUGUAUCUAAUUGCUCAUUCAGAUUCAACUGUACAAGCACAUACUGUAGGUCAUUGAUGCAAAACCACCAGGGGAACAAUGUUGUCCCUAUGACAUCAUUGUUAACCUUAACAUGAUAGAUAUAUGUAUUGCUGUAGUGAUAUGCUAUAAUUCUUUUUUUAAACCAUAAAUAUAUUUGAAAAUCAUGAACAAACCAAGUAAUGUGGAACUGCUUCAUAUAUCCCCUCCUAUGAUAUCAACCUUGUUUUCCAUUAAAACGAUUUUAAAAAAUCACAAUAAAAACAUCAAAAUGAUAAAUGCAACAAAAAAAAAACUGUCUAUGUACUCUGCUUGUGUGUAGUGAAUGUUUAUUAAGUCGAUCAAUGCUGAGAUGGCAAUUUGCUCUUGACUUUGACGGUGCAAAUCUAUUGAACAACCUUUUUUUGUACACCUGCUCAUCAGUGUAGUCGUGAAAUAGCGUUUUUUUCCUUUUCUUUCCCCCCUUUUUUAUAUCACUUUAUGAAAUCUAUUAAUGUGUUUUGUUUAUAAACCACAAAUAAAUUUUUUUCAUAAGU